AUGGGAUAUAAGAUAUAUUCUAACUCUGACUUAGUUCAAACAGUAACAUGGGCAAACUAUGAAUGGUUCGCUUUGAGAAACUCAGUACAACCACAAGCUAGAGAACAAACAGACCAGUAUGCAACUAUUGAGAAAAUAAGAAGACUUGACCCUAACGUUCCAGGAGUUUAUGUUAACCUUUCUGGACAAACUGCAGCAGCAGUAACCAAAGUAAAACUGAAACUUAGAGUUCCUUUGUCAUCUUUCCUCAUCUUCAGGUUUUUAAGAUACUUGCCAAACUGGGCAGGAAAAAUUUCUAUCGAACUCACCCCAAGCAAAAAUAACUUAGUCAUUGCACCAACACAAGACCCAUUCACUCUUACAGAAGUAGUGGGAACAAAUAAAAUGUCAUUCGCCGACUUUUGCAAAAACAAAGUUGACUUAGACUUUGGUUUCUCAAACCUCAACACUGAAGUAAACUAUUAUUUCAAUGCUGCUGGAGAUGCUUGGGACCCAGUUAAGUUUACAUGCGAAAAAUUUGAAUGCAAGAGAAUAGAAAGCAGACUUGCAGUCUAUAUGUUGGACCCAGAUAUUUCAAAUGCUUUAGCUGCCAAAUAUAUUGCAGUUCCACUUAUGUUCCCUAUACACCAAAUAUCUGUCAAAGACUUUGCAGGUGAAGUUGGAAACCAAAGUGCUGACCCAGGUGCAAGAACAGAUAUUGCUUUAACAACUGCAAUGAAACAUGCAGAUACUAUGUUUGUACUGUUCAGACGAACUAUAAAUGACUAUUCUUGUUUCUACAACCCUGGUAUUAAAUAUCAUAUAAACAUAGAUGGCAAAUAUUAUCCAAGAGAAGAAUAUUCUACAGUUGAGGAUAUGAGGUCAUACAACUUGACAUUAGAUGCUAUGAACUUUAACAACAACUUCACAACAACCAUUAACCCUGAAAUGCAAAGUUCUAUUAUGCCAUAUGUGAAAGUAUGGACUCAUACAGGAG
This is a messenger RNA of Trichomonas vaginalis G3, 976 nucleotides long. Its product is annotated as protein of unknown function, DUF4106 family. The transcript has a single exon. The record is from RefSeq and is a predicted model, not a curated record. NCBI's taxonomy places the organism in Eukaryota, Parabasalia, Trichomonadida, Trichomonadidae. The annotation marks the transcript as partial.